UAGGCACAUAUCAAGCUGAUAGUAGCCAGAAUCGUUUUUUUCAGCCUGGAUGUGGGGUGAUAAAAAUGGAGCGACUCUACUUUGUGUAGAUCAAGAUCAUCAUAUAUCUGGAAACGUUGUAGUGUUUUAGUUGGACUUUCCUUUAACUACGGCUAAAGCUAGUAGAAAAACAUGUGAGUCAAUUCGGGUCGGGUUUGACCAAGAUGGUUAGAUUCUUGUGCAUCUAUUCUGCCAUUCUCUAUCACAAGUCAAAGAAAAUCGUUUACAUAUCUAACGGAGCAAUUCAUAAAUCUUUGGAACAAGUUAAAACCCUAAACAUGGAAACCGAAAAAAUAACCGAAACAACAAGACACAUAAGAAAAAGCGUGUCCCUCGGGAGUGACCUCAUAGACUACGAUGGAAGAACAUCUGCAGAUGAAUACCCCAUGGAUUCCGAGUACACGAGUUCCCACAAUACCGAAUCCAUAAUUGAAUUCACAGAUAAAGAUGAUAAAGAUCCCGAAAACCAAAAAUCCAAUUCACUUCAAGUAAGUUCUAAUCUCGUUAAUCAAGAAUCGGUAUCUUCCGGAUACCAACAAUCCCAUGAAGAAAUCUUGGAAAACGAGUUGAGAUUUUACCGAGAUUCUCCUUCGUCGUUGGUCAAAUCGAGCUCGUUACCAUUUCUUGACAGUUCGUUGUCUAAACUGGUCGAUCAAUCUCAAUCUACGGAUGACUUAAAAGCCUUAGAAAGAGUCGAAGCUGAAAAAAACACUACGGAUGAUAGUUCGGAUUCAUGUAACCAUGUGGGGUCCGCUAAAGAUUGGAUAGUCCCGGGGGUUGAUGAAUCGGGAAAAGAGAAAAAAAUUCAAGAAGAUUAUACGGGUCGCAGUUGGGAUCGAUUGGCGAAUAAGGAUUUUAAAGUUAAACGGAUUGAGAAAUGGGUUAUGGAUCUUCAUUAUACUCCGGUCAAUGAAGUCAACAAGCCUGUGAAUCUUGAUGACCAUGGGAAAAACGCUCGAACCGCUAUUUUGGAUUGUUCAGCCACUUCGAGAACAGGGACGAAAGGGGUUCGGGGAAUGGAUGCUGCAAAAAGUUAUAUUUCUUCAUUGAGUGGUUCAUCAUCAACUGCUCAUUUGGCUAACCAUGGUUUGGUUACAAUACCGUUUUUGAGCGCGUAUUCGAGCAUGAAGGAGCUUAAUUUAUCGGGAAACACCAUAGUUAGGAUCACGGCAGGCAUUCUUCCAAAGGGACUCCAUAUUCUUAACUUAUCAAAAAACAAUAUUUCUGUUAUUGAAGGGCUACGGGAACUUACUCGAAUCCGUGCACUUGAUCUGAGUUACAACCGUAUACUUCGAAUAGGACAUGGUCUAGCAGCUUGUUCAUCAUUAAAAGAACUAUACUUAGCCGGAAACAAAAUAAGCGAGGUUGAGGGUCUCCACCGUCUUUUAAAACUAAAAGUCUUGGAUCUUCGUUUCAACAAGUUGUCCACCACAAAGAGCCUAGGCCAGCUUGCAGCUAAUUAUAACUCAUUACAAGCCAUCGGGCUUGAGGGUAACCCGGCCCAAAAAAAUGUAGGUGAUGAACACCUCAAAAAGUAUCUAACCGGGCUCCUCCCACAUUUAGCUUAUUACAAUCGACAGUCAAUUAAACCGGGCUCAUUAAAAGAUCCGGUCAACCGGGCUAGCCAACUUGGCCCGUUUGACCGUGGGAUGCGGAAGUCAACUCAUUGCCGGAAAAGUCAAAACGCAAGUUCUCAUUGUCGACAUGUUCGUUUGCCACCGAGUGGGAUGAAGACGGGGAAUGUACGGCAUAAUUUUCAUGAUUUGAGUAAUAAACGUUUGAUCGUUGGGUCAAAGAAUGUCAUUCGAAGAACACGAAGCGAAGGAGUUUUACUUAGAGCAGUUUAGGCUGAUACAGGAUAUGACAUGACAAGACAACACACAUGACAUGUAUUGGAUUGAGAAUGAGAUCGAUAUCCAUGCGAUGGAUAUUGAGAUUGUUGGGAUUUAGGAGAUAUGGAAGAAACACAUGUAAAUAUUUUACUUUGUAUAUAGUGCAAAUAACAAUUGUUAUAAUUCUAUUGCUAUAUUUUUGUCCAUAACCGGAAAUGCCAGUUAUGAAACCCAU
This is a messenger RNA of Lactuca sativa (garden lettuce), 2106 nucleotides long. RefSeq lists its product as uncharacterized. NCBI's taxonomy places the organism in Eukaryota, Viridiplantae, Streptophyta, Magnoliopsida, Asterales, Asteraceae. Gene Ontology annotation, molecular function: protein binding. Gene Ontology annotation, cellular component: cytoplasm. The record is from RefSeq and is a predicted model, not a curated record.